Messenger RNA from Psilocybe cubensis, 699 nucleotides. RefSeq lists its product as uncharacterized. The record is from RefSeq and is a predicted model, not a curated record. Bases 1 to 699 code for a protein of 232 amino acids. NCBI's taxonomy places the organism in Eukaryota, Fungi, Basidiomycota, Agaricomycetes, Agaricales, Agrocybaceae. The transcript has 7 exons.
AUGCAUUCAUCAGCUGCAUCACGGACGUUUUUGAGUGAAGAGGGUAUCGAUCACGUCGACGAUUAUUGUACAGGGUAUGUUGAGAGAAUACGAUUCAUGACCAUUAUACAUGUUGCUGAGUUUUUGGUAUUAGGGAUCAUUGUUCUGCGUGUGUGGGCACUGCGAGGAUCUAUCGCCCUACUUGGUCUUCUCAUUCAAGAUUACGUUGGAGAAAUUGUCGAGCUCAACACAUCCCUUGCGAGUCUUCCUGGAUGUUACGCCACCAGCGUACCGUCUAUUAUUGCUGGACAAUGGCUAGCGCCAAUUAUUGUAGAAACUGUACUCUUCGGCCUCGUUAUUUCCAGAGCGUUCUUGUGGUGGAAGGACGCUAUGCUUUUAGCCAAUUAUCUAAUGUUCGAACUCGGUCCCGUAUUCCUGUCAAGUCUUCUCGUCACGCCAUCAACGACCGCCGGAUGUAUCCUCGGGUCCCACAUGUUACUCAACCUCCGCGUUAUGUCUGGCCACAAAUUGCUGGACGAAUACGGGACAGAAUCUACCAGCGUCGAUAUCCCUGUGCCACGGCGUCAGCCGCGCACUAUCAACAGCGUUGGAAUUCUUGAUGGAGCCACGAAUCCCUUUCCAUACCCCUCACACACGGCCACGGUCCGCGACGCUAUUGAUAAGGUGUUCGAACGCCAUGAUCCUAACCACAUUAAAUGA